Messenger RNA from Canariomyces notabilis, 1593 nucleotides. RefSeq lists its product as uncharacterized. Gene Ontology annotation, biological process: phospholipid transport; mitochondrion organization. The record is from RefSeq and is a predicted model, not a curated record. Bases 1 to 1593 code for a protein of 530 amino acids. Gene Ontology annotation, molecular function: lipid binding. NCBI's taxonomy places the organism in Eukaryota, Fungi, Ascomycota, Sordariomycetes, Sordariales, Chaetomiaceae. The transcript is spliced from 2 exons. Gene Ontology annotation, cellular component: ERMES complex.
AUGUCGAUCGACCUGAACUGGGAGACAGUCACCGGCGGCCCUGACGGCCAGGAGCUUGCCGCCAAGAUCCGGGACUUCAUCCACACAAAGUUCCAGUCGGUUCCCUUGCCGCGCUUCAUCAAGUCGGUCACUGUCCACGAUUUUCAGUUCGGCAGCAUUCCGCCCGAGAUCGAACUCAAGGACAUCACCGACCCGUUACCAGAUUUUUAUGAGGACCAUGUCGACUCGGAUCUUGACUCCGAUGACUCCGAAAACUCGGAUGACCAAGAUGAGCUAGUCGGUACUGCCGCACACCUGCCGGACGACCGCCGGAGGCACCAAGCCGAGGCCGAGAAACCAUCAGGCCGCUCCCGGCCUCACGCUACCCAGCUUCCACAUCUCAACUUCGGCGGGUCCGGGGGCCCCGGAGCUGGGCACCCCCGCAACGGAGAUCCCGGCACCCAGUUUCUGCGCGUUUCUACCCCGGGCAUUCCAGGGGGCACGUCUAGCUUACACUAUUUCCAUUCCCACCUCGCAACCGGCCUCUCAGGGACCCAAACCCCGCUUGCCGCAGUAGCCGGCGCGCACCAUCUCAAUACUGCCAGUUGGCUCGAAGGUCACGGGCACAGCUCCUCAGUGCCGAACCUACCGCACUACGCCGCCAGCUUUGGCGUCGGCGUCCAGCAGCCGCACCCCCAGCCCAGCCACAGCCGGAACCCAUCGCAGAGCUCCAUCUCAGUCAGCGACUUCAGCCCUACCGUCGGCCUCACUCCCGCGCCCCCCCCGGCUAGGCCAGGCGUCGUCUCAGGCACGCCCACCACCAACCCAUCCUAUUUGCCCCCCAACAACCCUUCACUGCGGGAAAAACACAGCGUGUCAACACUCGCCCCAACCUCGGCGGGCACCGCCUCCCGCCCGCCAACCCGCGACGAAGCAGCAGCAGCAGCAGCAGCAGGUCUAGCCAGCUCCUCCUCCGCCAUCGCCGACGGUGACGAGCACAGCCAUAACCACAACAACCAGACCAACCCGGCCACCGACAGUAGUAGUAUCCCCCAACCCCAGCAACAACAACAACAAGAACAGCCCCGCCUCCGGGAGCGCCGCAUCGAGGACGUGCAGGCCGUUUUCCGGAUCCGCUACGCAGGCGACGUGCGGCUGCUGCUGACGGCCGACAUCCUGCUCGACUACCCCAUGCCGAGCUUCGUCGGGAUCCCCGUCCGCCUGAGCAUCACGGGCCUGACCUUUGACGGCGUCGGGGUGCUGGCCAAGAUCAGGAAGCGGGUGCACUUUUGUUUUCUCAGUCCUGAGGAUGCCGUCGCUGCUGUCGGGGGGGAGGAGGAGCAAAACGGAGGGGAUGAUGAGGAGGAAGAAGAGGGAGGGCAGCAUGGAAUUGGGGGUGGAGAUGGGGAUGGGGAUGGAGGGACCGGGGGAGGAGCUGCGAAAUUGGGAGGGUUGUUGCAGGAGAUUAGGGUUGAGAGUGAGAUUGGGCAGAGGGAGAGCGGGCGGCAAAGCUUGAGGAACGUGGGCAAGGUGGAGAGGUUUGUUCUGGAACAAGUCAGGAGGAUAUUCGAGGAGGAGUUUGUAUAUCCGAGCUUCUGGACCUUUUUGAUAUAG